AUGCUCGACAUACGGCCAACACGUGGCUCCCACCCUCGCACGAGCCUCCCAGCCCUCCCGAGCGACGUCCUCGUCCGCGUCGUCCGGCUCGCCGUGCCCCUCACCGACGACGACGAGUUCGAGCCAUGGAACCGGGCCCGCUGGCUCCACGACAUUGCAAGAACCUGUCGAGCCCUGUAUCGCGCCGCCGCAAAGGAGCGCAGUCGACUCGUCGUCCUCCGCAACCCGACCACGCUCGACGGCGCGUCGACGACCGCCCAGUACCUGCGCAUCCAUGGCCAAGAUCGCCCGUGCGACCUGUCCAAGUUGGCCCAGCACGUCAAGUCGGUCCGCUCGCUGCGCCUGUACCUCGACCCGGCCACCGUCGUCGACCUGAGCGCCCUCGCCGGUCUUCCAAAUUUUCGUCACCUUACCAUCAGCGGCGGCACGUUGAGCGCGACCGACCCCGAUCGCCUGCCGACCAACCUCGUCGAGCUCGAGCUCCUCGACCUCAAGUGCGCGCCCGCUCUCGCCGACAGCCUCAUCCGCCGCAAUACGCGGCUCGACACGGCGCACCUCACGCCGCUCACCGGUGACGACGGUCAAUUCGUACCCGGCGAGGCCUUGGCGACGCUCGAGCACCUCAAGUUCCUCCAGUACGCGCCGACGGACCGGGUCGACGAUGCCGCCCCGUUCUACGAGUCGCUCCUCGACCCGUUCGCCGCUCGGCUCGUCGACUCGCUCGUCCUCGUGUACGACACCGAGUGUCGCGCGCCCGUCGACGCGGUCAAGCGCCUCAUCGUCCACUACCCGGUCGACGACGCCGACCUUGAGUCGCGCAGCGAGCUCCCCGACCAGCUCGCGCGCCUCGCCCAGUGGAUCAAGACGGCGUCGCGCCUCGAGUCGGUCGCGCUCCCGGGCACAUGGCACCCGAACAAGGACCUCGACGACCCGUACGAGCGCGGCGUCCAACUCGCGUCCAACUCGGUCAUGAACGCGUGCGUCGCCCGGCGCAUCCGCGUCACCUUCUGCGACCUCGACGAGGCGCGCCCGAGAGGGGCGAGCGCCGCGCCCCUGUGCGACGCGGUGCGCACGGGCCGCUCGAGCGUGCGCGAGAUUGUCGCGCUUCGCGAGCCGCUCGACGAGUGGCCCGGGAGCUGGGCGCGGCUCCUGGCCGACGAAGAGGACUAUGGGGACUAUAAGUCGGCCAUGUCGAGGCGCGUUAGGCUCGACUUUGGCCCGCACUUGGUCGUGCCCUCUGGCGCGGCCAGGGUGACCGGCACGCAGACUCGUAGCUGCGUCUGA
This is a messenger RNA of Rhodotorula graminis WP1, 1284 nucleotides long. RefSeq lists its product as uncharacterized. The transcript is spliced from 3 exons. The coding region runs from base 1 to 1284 and encodes 427 amino acids. The record is from RefSeq and is a predicted model, not a curated record. NCBI's taxonomy places the organism in Eukaryota, Fungi, Basidiomycota, Microbotryomycetes, Sporidiobolales, Sporidiobolaceae.